AUGUCGGCUGCCCCCACCAGCGCGAGCGGGCCGCAACAGGCAUCCCCACCACCAGCAACAUCAUCACAACCACAGCCCCCGCAACAACAACAACCACCCACCACCACAGCACCACAGGCCGAUGUCGGCAACCUCCAGUCAGUCCUCCACCUCGAUGUCGACACAGCCGCCAACAGCGACGAUGACUCUGCAUUUGAUAACGAGUCCUCCGCCUCAACGUCGCUCGCAUCGACUAUCCUCAACUAUGAAUACUUAAAUGGCCGCCGCUACCAUGGAUACCGCUCGGGCGCCUACAUCCUGCCCAACGACGAGCAAGAGCAAGACCGGCUUGACCUCCAGCACCACGUUUUCCUACUCAUCCUCCAAGGCAAGCUCUAUGACGCACCCAUCUCACCCUCUCCCCAGCGCGUGCUCGAUAUUGGCACUGGAACCGGCAUCUGGGCCAUUGACUUUGCCGACGAGUUCCCUGGCGCCGAAGUAAUCGGGACCGACCUCAGUCCCAUCCAGCCAACAUGGGUCCCUCCAAACGUCAAGUUUUACAUUGACGAUGCAGAGUCCGAGUGGGUCUAUAGCCCCGCAGAGGCUUUUGACUACAUCCACUGCCGUAACAUGUCUGGCGGCAUCUCCGACUGGGACAAAUUCGUGCGCCAGACGUUUACCCACACUAAACCCGGUGGCUGGGUCGAGUUCCAGGAGCCGCUGGCGCAGGCCGAUUGCGAUGAUGGCACCAUAGACAUGGCAAAGGAUUUUUUGCAGUGGCAGACAUUGUGUCAUGAUGCCGCUGCUACUUGGGGGAGAGAUAUUCGUGCGGGCAUAGGCAUUAAGCAGCAAAUGCUAGACGCGGGAUUUGUCGAUGUACAUGAGAAGGUUGUCAAGAUCCCACUCGGCCCCUGGCCCAGGGACCCGCGCAUGAAGGAAAUUGGCCGCUAUCAGCGUGAACACAUGUCCAUGGGUGUAGAGCCCUAUACUUUGGGCCUCUUGGGCAAAGUAGCGGGCUGGACCGAAGAGGAGUGCUGUGUCAUGAUUGCCCGUGUCGUAUCCGACGUUAGGAGAAGGGACGUACAUAUGUACAUUAAAUUCUACUUCGUCCACGGCCGCAAGCCCGACCAUAGUGGAGCUAGCUGA
This is a messenger RNA of Bipolaris oryzae ATCC 44560, 1125 nucleotides long. RefSeq lists its product as uncharacterized. Gene Ontology annotation, molecular function: methyltransferase activity. Lineage: Eukaryota; Fungi; Ascomycota; Dothideomycetes; Pleosporales; Pleosporaceae. Bases 1 to 1125 code for a protein of 374 amino acids. The transcript has 2 exons. The record is from RefSeq and is a predicted model, not a curated record.